UCACCAGCAAUCAGCACGUGACUGCACACGCUUCUUGGCCGGCAGUACAUUUGAGAGCGACUCUGCCGCCCCUCUCGCUCUCUCGCCCCUCCCACCCCCCCAACUCGCCUCCACCGGCUGCGUCCCGGCUCCGGUUGCCAAAGCAGAGGGAGAACACAAGAAGAGGUGUACCGUUACGCCGCCACAGAGCUCACGUAUUUUUUUCCACGCAAAGCCAACGACCGCCCGUUCAUCGGCGCGGCGGGAAGGCGGCACCGCUCUCGUCUUUUUCCUCGAGGAGUCGCGAAGCCCCCCCGUCCUCGUCGCGCAGGCGCGUCUGGAUGAGUUACGCGGAUGUCAUUCGCCGGACCCUUUUUUUCCCGGAUGUGGCGGCGACCGAGCGCGGAAAAGUGGACGUUCGGCCCGUGGCCGCGACGCCGAGGAUAACGCGAGGAAGGUGGUGAAGAUGCUCUCCGCGGGGUCGCCGUCACGCGCCGGGGUCAAACGGCCCGGGGUCAAACGGCCCGGGACCAUGCCAAUCCCAGGCGCUUAUCAGCCGCUCUGGCUGCUGCUGCUGCUGCUAUCAACUUGUCGGGCCCAAGACGCCAACGACUGGCAAUACGAGGAAUGUAAACUUUCCCGACCGGGUCCUCCCGCUACCAUCGUGGCCAUAGACGAGGAGAGUCCCAACGGAACGUUGUUGGUGGAGAACAUGCAAAUCAACGGCGUGGCGGAGGGUCCGGAGCGGACCAUCUCCCUGUCUCUGAGGGACAACCGCGACCGCUGGGUGAUUCUGGACUCUUCCAAACAAGCCCUUUACCUCAACAGCACCGGCCGCGUUCUGGACAGAGACCCUCCCUGGCACAUUCAGUCCAUUGUGGUUCAGGUGCAGUGUACCAACGAGCUGGUCGGCACGGUCAUCCUGCACGAGGUGCGAAUCGUGGUGCGCGAUCGCAACGACAACGCGCCGCGUUUUCAGCGGCACGGAUACUACGUGGCCGUGAGCGAGUUGACUCCGGUGGGCACCACCAUCUUCUCCGGCUUUUCGGGCAACGACGGAGCCACCGACAUCGACGACGGUCCUAACGGGCAGAUAGAAUACACCGUUCAGUACAACCCCGCAGACCCGACGGCCAACGGAAGCUUCGACAUCCCGCUGACGUUGUUCGGCGCCGUGGUGCUCAGAGAACGCCUCAACUACGAGGACAAAACGCGCUACCUGCUCGUCAUACGCGCCAAUGACCGGGCGCCCGACCCUGGCGAGCGGCGCACGGCCAGCGCCACGCUGACCGUGGACGUCCUGGACGGCGACGACCUGGGGCCCGUCUUCCUGCCCUGCGCGGCGGUGGGCCGCAGCCGCGACUGCAGCCCCGUCACCUACAAGUCCAACGUGCCGGAGCUGAGCGAGCCGAAUAAGGUGAACCCCCUCAAUGUGACUCCGCCCAUUCUGGCCGUGGAUCAAGACCGCAACAUCCAACCUCCGUCGGACAGGCCGGGAAUUCUCUACUCCAUCCUCAUUGGCAAACCAGAAUUCUACGCCGAAUAUUUCACCUUGAACAGAAGCACCGCCGAGCUGUUGCUGCGGAAGCCCGUCGACAGACAACUGUGCCGCAAAUUCGAUCUGAUUGUGAAGGCCGAGCAGGACAACGGGCACCCGUUACCGGCUUUCGCUAGCCUCCAGAUCGAGGUGCUGGACGAGAACGACCAGGCGCCGUACUUCCUGGAGAGCAGUUACCGCGGCUACGUGGCGGAGGGCUCGCCGGCGGGAACCAGCGUGGCCGUCGACGCCGGCCUAUCGGAGCCUUUGGCAGUCGUGGCGCUGGACAACGACGUGGAGGAGACGCGGGACCCUCAGCUGCAGCUGUCUUUGGACAGCUACGCGGACGUGUUUGCCGUGACGCCCGUGGGAAUCGCAAGAUACUUGACUCUGGCGCGGCCGUUGGAUCGAGAGGCGCGGGACACGUACGCCUUCACGCUGCGAGCAUCAGACGGCGUCCAGCGGAGCGCUCCGGUGGCCGUGACCGUCACCGUGCUGGACGCAAACGACAACACGCCGACGUUCGCCAACGUGUCCUACCACGUCCAGCUGUACACUGACGCGGCGCCCGGAGAAACGGUGCUGCAGCUGUCGGCGGUGGAUGAGGACGAGGGUCCCAACGGCCGGGUCGCCUAUCGGAUCGUGGCGGGGGAUCGGGGACAGUUUCUGCUCGGCAACAGCAGCGGCAUCCUGACCGUAGCGGCGGGCGCGGACCUAUCUGUGGGUCGGAGCUACGCCUUGACCGUGGAAGCUUCGGACAACGGGGCGCGACCUCACAGAAGGUCGUCUAUUACAACGGUCUACAUUGAAGUGUUGCCGCCCAACAACCAGAGUCCUCCGCGCUUUCCCCGCCAGCGCUACAGCCUGGAGAUUAGCGAAGCAAUGAGGACGGGGGCCUCGCUGCUUAACCUGCAGGCCACCGAUCGAGAGGGGGACGCCAUCGUCUACAGGAUCGACGGUGGGGAUCAGCGUGAGCAGUUUUUACUGGAGAGCGGCUCGGGGUAUUUGGUCCUGGCCAAACCUCUCGACAGGGAGACACUGGACCACUACACCCUGGUGGUCACGGCCUCGGACGAGAUGCCCGACGGGACCUCCAGUGCGACGGUGAACAUUGUGGUGACUGACGUCAACGACAACGACCCGCUGUUCGAUCCCUCAAUGCCGGUGAAUCUGACUGUGAGCGAAAAGCAGGAUCGGGCAUUCGUCGGACAGGUCAAGGCCAGCGAUCCUGAUCUGGGGGCGAACGGGCAGGUCCGCUACCGACUGGUCAACCAUCAAAGGCUUUUCUCCAUCGACGCCGCGGGAGCCAUCAGAAGCGCGCUGCCGCUGGACAGAGAGGCGAAGGCUCACUACUUUCUGACGGUGGAGGCUUGCGACGGCGCCGCCGACCCGCGGCGCUCCAGGCUGACGCUGUCGGUCACGGUUCUCGACGUGGACGACAACAGCCCCGUGUUCAGCCAGCGGGCGUACCGGGCGGAGCUGCCGGAGAACAGUCCAGAGGGCACCGUCAUUCUCAGGCUGCGGGCCACCGACGCCGAUCUGGGCUCCAACCUCACCUAUCGCAUCCGAAGCGCCGGCGCCGGCGAGGAGAUCCUGGGGCUCUUUGGCGUGGACCCCGUGACGGGGGACUUGUCCGUGCGCAAGGUGCUGGACUUUGAGGCCUUGACGCCGUCCAAUUCUUCUCACACCUUCGCCGUGGAGGCGCUGGACAGCGCGGGGAGCAUGCCUCCGGGCGUGGCCUCCGUCACCGUCGUCAUCACGGACGUCAACGACUUUGCUCCGGUCUUCGGCCGGCCCAAGUACCGCGGCUCGGUGGCCCCCGACGCCGUCAAGGGGACCCUGGUGGCCACGGUGACGGCCGACGACUCCGACCCCCCGGGAACGGCGGCCGGCCUGGUGCGCUACAGAGUGGAGCGGGGGGCCGAUCGCUACGCGGCCAGCCUGUUUGAGGUGGAGGAGCACACGGGCAACGUCGUCACCAGAGUCAACCUCAACGAGGAGCCCAACCUCAAAUUCACCCUGCUGGUGGUGGCCUACGACCACGGCGAGCCGGUGAAGGAGAGCACCGCGCUGGUGGACAUCACCGUCCUUCAGCCCUCCGUCAUUCCCAUCUUUACUCGAGAGCAAUACAGGUUUGCGCCCGUGAGCGAGGAAGCCGCGGUGGGAACCCCCGUGGGAGUCAUCCUGGCCGCCGCCGUCAAUCAAAGCAUCGUCUACUCCAUCGUGGAGGGCAACCGAGGAGGUGCGUUUGCGUUAAACAAUCAAACGGGCUUAAUCUGCACGGCCAAAGCGCUGGACUACGAGGCCAACUCCAGCUACGUUCUCAAGGUCCGAGCGGACUCCGCGAGGGUGGACUCCUCCGACCUCCGAGCCCCUGCCAAGAGUAACACGGCGGUAGUGGUGAUUGACGUGCGGGACGAGAACGACCACUGGCCGGUUUUCACCAGUCCUCUUUACAUCGGAGGAGUGGCGGAGGAUGCCAAAACGUUCACUUCCGUCUUGCAAGUGCAGGCCCUGGACCGAGACACGGGCAACUACAGCGCCGUCACGUACCGCCUCGUCGACGCCCCCUCGGCCGGGAAAGAUGGCUUCGUCAUGGAGGCGCUCAGCGGCGUGCUAAAGACGGCCAGGAUCUACCGCAACAUGCGACGGUCCUACUUCAGGUUGGGGGUGGUCGCCACGGACGACGGCGGGCGGGGGCACAGCGGCCAGGCGGAGAUUGUGGUGUCAGUGGUGAACCGAUUGGACAUGCAGGUGGUGGUGUCAAACGUCCCGCCCGCGUAUGUGGACCGAAACAAAGACAAAGUGCUCAGCGUUUUGGAGCACUACGUCGGGGAGCAGAUUCCCGGAGCUCGGGUUUUCGCCGAAGCCAUCGGUCCCCGUCGUCACGGCGACGGGCUGGAGCGCGAGGACUACACCAAAUCGGACCUCACCGUUUACGCCAUCGACCCGCUGACCAAUAGAGCCGUGUCCACGCAGGAGCUGCGCAAGUUUCUGGACGGAAAGCUCCUGGACAUCAACAAAGCCUUCCAGGCCUUCAUGCCCCCGGGGGGGCGCCUUCUGGAGGUCCGAACGCCGGAAGCGGCGAGCGGCGCCAAGAAGGCCGCGCGGACCGUGGGCUACACGGAGGGGGCGCUGUUGGCCAUGGCCGUCAUCAUCAUCGUCUGCUGCGUGCCCGCCAUCCUCAUCGUGAUCGUCAGCUACAGGCAGCGGCAAGAAGAGUGCGCCAAGAGCGCCCGCCUGCAGGUGGCACUGCCGAGCGGCAAACCCGGAGGGGGCGGCGCCGACAACUUGUACGAAGAGCUGGGCGACGACGCCACCGCGGGAAGCUCGGACGAAAGCGAUCGGCGACGACUCAUCUCCGAUUUCGCCACCCGAGCCAUCGCGGCCCAUCGGCAGUGCGUGGCCAACGGCGGCGUGCGCAACAAACUGCCCAAGUCCGAGUCCAGCGUCACCUUCCUGUCCGACGAAAACCCCCUGACCAUCCCAAAUCCCAUCUACCGCGAGGACGGAACCUCCAGCAGCCCGGAGACUUUUGGGCGCUUCUCCCCUUCCGGGAGGGGUCUUCGGGAGGCCCGGUUGAGGAUCGGCUCCCCCGGAGGAGGCGGGGGAUCCGGCGGGCGCAGCGGCAGCGGCAGCGACAGCGGCAGGGGCUCCUGGGGCGGCCACAGCUGGACCCUCCCCAGCAGGCUACGUCGCGGGGAGCCGUACGAGGCCUCCAGGAGGCAAGUGGUGAUGGAUCCCGUGCAGUGGCAACUGGAGCUCCUGAAGGCCCGAUUCCGAGAGAGCAAAGACGGCGACUCGCGGAUGGCCAGCCUGGGCCUCGGAGCCAAGCUGACGGUCAAGCAGCAGGCCCGCCACUUUGAGGAAAUGAGGCAAAAGCUCAUUUCUGCGGCACCCGACGGCGUUUGCGGCGUCCGGCCGAGCAUCGUCAUCACCCCGACGGACGGCGGCACGCCUCCGCCGAGCCGCGAGCCCACCCCGCCGACGUCGCGCGGCUUUGGGGCCGCACUUCAGGUGGAUUGGGACGCCAUCCCCGAUCCCCCUUGCACUCCGCCGCCGCCACCGCCUCCCCCGUCUGCGCCCGCGCCUCCCCCUCCUCCUCCCCCACUUGCUGUCCACUCAUCUCCCUCUCCGCCUCCUCUUCCUUCAAUGCCAUCUCCCCCCGGCGGCCGCCCUUUGCCCCCGCCUCCCCCUCCCCUCCCUCCUCCCCUGUCGCCCUCACGCGCGAGAUCUUCCCCCUUUGUGCUCCCUCCGUUCUCGGAGGCGGCCGCCCUGCGCCCCGCGUCCCUCCGGCCCCCGCCCCCACCGCCCCCGCCGCCGGAGCCCCCCCGCAGGGAGCUGAAAGGCAUCUUAAAAAACAUCCAGAAUAUCGCCGACAUCGAGAAGUCGGUGGCCAACAUGUUCAGCCAGAUCGAUCGGAAGCAGGUGCCGCUCAUAAAGGUCACAAAGAAGCGCGCGUCUAGCGACGCCGCGGACUCGACCGCGGACUCGGCCGACUCCUCGGACGCGUCGGCCGAAGGAGGAGCGGCGGAGGGACAAGGAGGAGGAGAAGUCAAGCCCCCGCCUCAGCAGAUGCAGCCCAAGCCAAACAUGAGCUCAACGGUGGUUGAGUUUGACAAAGCAUUCUGCCCUCAGUCCACGGUCCUCUAGCCUUCAGCCCUUGGACACGCCCACGGCCACGCCC
Hippocampus zosterae (dwarf seahorse) is the source of this 6203-nucleotide messenger RNA. Its product is annotated as protocadherin-15-like. Gene Ontology annotation, biological process: inner ear development; homophilic cell-cell adhesion; sensory perception of sound. Gene Ontology annotation, molecular function: cadherin binding; calcium ion binding. Bases 446 to 6169 code for a protein of 1907 amino acids. The record is from RefSeq and is a predicted model, not a curated record. Gene Ontology annotation, cellular component: stereocilium; plasma membrane; catenin complex. The transcript has 35 exons. Lineage: Eukaryota; Metazoa; Chordata; Actinopteri; Syngnathiformes; Syngnathidae.